CUGAGUAUCCUUAUAUACUCAGUGAAGUAGUGCACUUUCCCAAGAGCGACUCUACUGCCAUCACUUUCAACAUGUCCCGCAGCGUCGUCUACCUUCUGCUGUCAGCCACUUUGCUCUGCUGCUUUGCCACUCUGCAUGCGCUUCCUAUGGAGGGAACCACUCUCAGUUUCCGAUGCCGCUGCGUCAAGACCACCACCUCUUUCAUCAACCCUCGAACUUUCAGGAGAGUGGAAAUCCUGCCUGCUGGCGCGCGUUGUCGCAAAACCGAAGUGCUGAUCACCAAACAUGAUGAUAGAACAGUUUGUGUGGAUCCUAAAGCGAAGUGGGUCAACAAGUAUAUAAAAGAAGUCAUGAACAGUUUAGAAAAAAAAACCUUGAAGUCUCCACUGCCGACGCAGACGUCACGUGCAGUAUCAGCAUGAAAUAAUGCCUUUGCAAUGAGUUUCUUUUUAUUUUAAACGAAAAUGUUUUAAAUCACAUUUUAAAGUCACUGUGAUCAUUGUUUUAUGAUUGUUAACAAUAUCUGAACAUGAUAUACAGUAGUAAUGUUUUUUAUUAAGUGUCAAUUAAAAGUUACUUAAAUCAA
Messenger RNA from Electrophorus electricus (electric eel), 586 nucleotides. RefSeq names its product alveolar macrophage chemotactic factor-like. Lineage: Eukaryota; Metazoa; Chordata; Actinopteri; Gymnotiformes; Gymnotidae. The record is from RefSeq and is a predicted model, not a curated record. Gene Ontology annotation, biological process: defense response; immune response; chemotaxis. Gene Ontology annotation, cellular component: extracellular region. Gene Ontology annotation, molecular function: chemokine activity.